Messenger RNA from Papilio machaon (common yellow swallowtail), 2255 nucleotides. RefSeq lists its product as uncharacterized. Lineage: Eukaryota; Metazoa; Arthropoda; Insecta; Lepidoptera; Papilionidae. The transcript has 6 exons. The coding region runs from base 8 to 1528 and encodes 506 amino acids. The record is from RefSeq and is a predicted model, not a curated record.
CGUGACUAUGUGGUGGGCGGUAGUUAUAUGGCUCAUAGCAGCCGAGAGCGCGCAGGGUAUCGCCAACAAAGUUAUAGACGUAGCGACCACAUGUGACAAGAGCUCUAUCGCCGUUCACAUCAUCAUGGACCAACCUUUCAAAGGACUGGUCUUCAGCAAAGACUUCUCGAGAGAGUGUCGAGCUCAAGGAAAAUUACAAAAGAAAGUGUCAUUAAAUCUACCGUCAAACGCCUGCGGGGUUCGUACCUCUACUAUCAACUCGACGGUAGAAGAACCUGAUGAUAACGAGGACCUAUACUACACGGUGGAGCUGGUCAUACAAAUGGACCGCCAGCUGCAGCAGUCCUCCGAUCAAGAGUUAAUGGUGAGGUGCAAGCUGCAACCACCUGCUGUUAGAAUCCACAGCUCAGCACUCGAGGGCGUCAUCAGCACCAAGCUACGAGAAAUGACAAGGCAAGAAGCUAAGAAAGUUAGGACGGGUCGCAAUCGUCAAGGAUUCAACCCAGCGGAGGCGGAGCAGCGUCAGCAGUUGGUGCAGGCGGCACGCGCUUGGAUGGAGCUGGCGCCCACCGCAGCCGCCGCAGAGCCCGCCUCCGUCGAGGUCGGCCAGCCCACGCGGCUGCUCAUACAGUGUACCUUGCCUGUAGGUGUAGGCCUGCGAGUAACGAAUUGCGUCGCCCACGAUGGCUUAGGAGAGGCGUCACAGAAGCUUCUCGAUGACGCCGGCUGUCCCAUCGAUGAAGCCAUCUUCAGUAGCCCCACAUUGCACGAACACAAGCACCGCGCCCCAGAAGUCAACCUUUCCGACUUAAAAUCUGUCGACCCUCAACAAAACAUAGAAGAAUCUACAAAGAUAAAGCAGAUAAAGAACGACCCAGAUUACGCUUUCAAAAAUAUCAUGACAUAUCAACAUGCUGUAGUCACUUUCGCAGCAUUCAAAUUCCCAGACAGAGCGAAACUACAUUUAACCUGUGGGGUGGAACUUUGCAAAGGAAUCUGUCCCAAGAUAGACUGUAAAGCCUUGAGAAGACCGCAGCAGACUAGAGACGGGCUGUUAAGGAAAGCAAGGUUGGACAAAGAUGCUAGAGGAUUGGUUAUUGAUAGGUUAGAGGUGUACAAUAGCAUAGAAGUACUAGCGCCGAACAUUGAGCUCGAGGACGAAGCAUCAAUAAGAGGGUCGAGAAGAAUAGACGGUGACAAAGAUGAAUUCGUACGAGGCUUCUCUCCAGGAGACAAAACAAUAUGCUUAUCACCUGGAAAAAUGGCCCUUGCGUUUUGCGUUUUAGGGAUAAUUUUUCUAUGCGCCAUAGCUGUUGCAUUUGCAUCAUUAGUACGAGCGAGAAGACGAAUGAUUCGCGAACCACUGCAUACGUCACUCUCCUUCUAUACCGGCAGCAAGAGUUUAUUCUCUUCAAGUGAGAGUUCCAGUUCUGGUCUAAGUGGAAGUAAAUUGUUACUAACUGAUAGUCCUUAUUUAGAUCACCAUUCAUCUUCCAGCAAUAAUUGGCCUUAUGCUAGAGCAUUUUGAGCAAGCAAAUAUUAACGAAGUUAAAAAAAAAUUAAGCGCAAAGGAAUACCAUUUCACGUACGCGGCCAAUUACAGUUUUAAAUAAACUUCUUGUUUUGCAUACAUAAGAUGAGGCUAUAAUAUUAUGUAUUUAAAGUUCUUUAUUAUUAUUUCUUCAAUUUGUCAUGAUAGACGCAGAAAUAUUGUGAAUUUGGUACAUUUCAUACUUAUUUUUUAAUUUAUUUUCAAACAGUAAAAGAAAUUAGCGUACAAUUUAAUACUCCUAUAAGACAUUGGUGCUUUUGUGUUGAAAUUAUUUAUAAUGUAAGAUGUGACAAAUGGGAUUGUUUUCUGGGAAGACUGUCCGAUUAAUAUUACUCUAAUGUUUAGUUUGUAGUUUAAUUUAUUUUUAUUGUCAAAUACAUGCUUGAGGUGGUGCUUUUGAUAAAUUUGAAAAUUCAUAAGAAUUUCACCGAAAGUCUUAUGUAGAGUUUUAGAGAUGUAAGUUAAUUUAGGUUAAUAUAUCGAGAUAUUUUACAAAGUUAUAACAAAGGAUACAUGUCAAAGGUUUAAUAGCUAUUAUUAAUAUCCUGUGACGUACUUCGUAAUUCGUAAGGACUGGGAACAUAGCUAUAUUCCCAAGAUAAUUUCUUGUUUGUGUCGUAACAUAUCCAAUACAUUUUAAUUGAAGAUAUAGAAUAGGUAAUUAGCUAUUGCUACAUUGCUACUUCAAAAUGGUGUCGGUUGA